AUGAUGUUUCAUGAUUCAAACGAGAUAUCAUUGCUUGCGGAUGUUCAAAAGCAGCCGCCAGCUUGCAGCAAGGAAGACCACGAACACCGCGAGCUGCAGAGUCAGACGAAAGGUGACAACACAGCUGGGAGAACAUCCCGCGCGUUGUCGUCGUCACCGCUCCUCAGCCUCCCGUACGAGCUCAGGCAAAAGGUUUUCGAACUCGUCUUCAUGGACUCCUCUGAGAUAUUUCCACCCCAGAAGGCAUGCGCUACAUCAAGGCUUUUCGGCAUGGUAGGCGACCGGUACAAGGUCUCUCGUCGGGGAUCAAGGACCGACGCCGCGAACAAAAAUGUUGUGCAAGCUCUUCUUCUCUGCCGUCAAAUUUACAGAGAAACACGCUUGAUGCCUCUCCAAGUCAAUUGGGUCAAGUGUCCUGCAACCAUGGGAUCGAAUACUUCGGCAACAAAACAUUUCUUGGACGUACUGAAGCCGUUUCAGCGACGAGCAAUUCGGAAGCUGGAGCUACACCUCCUCGCAAGUGUGUCGGAAGCAUGGUCUCUGAGGUCGAUUCUUAGGUCAAUAGCGGGCGUGAUGGGGACGAACGGUGCCAGUGACUUGGUGGAGAGCAGUGGUGGCGCAGACAUCGAAAUUAACUGGAACGAGAGAGAAAAGGCCGACCACAAGCCCGAAAAGGACUCAGACGAGUCGGGCGGCGGCUGCAGCUUGCGAGAAUUGACACUGCAUAUCACAACGCGAGAUCUGCUGUUGGCGCAGGCCGACUCGAUGGUGGGAUUGCUGCACAUCCUGACAAUCGCUCCUUCUUCUCAGGAUCGUCCGUCAACUACAUUCGCCUACACGGCAUCCUGGGUCACUGAAGGUCUUGUCUUCCUCAAGUCCCUUCAGAAAUUGACCAUUGUGAUCGAGUCCAGUGUCUCCGUCGCCACGCAAAUCACUUCCGCCGAGAGAAGGCAAUUUGAGCUGGCACUCAAAUUGUCCUUGUCGUGCGUCGACGUGACGGUCGAAUGGAGAGUGCAGAGAGACAUGAUUCUCGGCAUGGAUGACAGCGAAUGGGUGGAUUUCGUCUGGCUGCACGACUCGACCAUAUCUGCACAAGGGCAGGGGGAGACUGAACCUGUGAUGGGACGGAAAGUCGGGUUCUCCAGUUGGACGAGCAUCCUCUCGUAA
This is a messenger RNA of Cladophialophora bantiana CBS 173.52, 1167 nucleotides long. RefSeq lists its product as uncharacterized. The coding region runs from base 1 to 1167 and encodes 388 amino acids. Lineage: Eukaryota; Fungi; Ascomycota; Eurotiomycetes; Chaetothyriales; Herpotrichiellaceae. The transcript has a single exon. The record is from RefSeq and is a predicted model, not a curated record.